Molecule: messenger RNA, 3902 nt
Organism: Oreochromis aureus
Lineage: Eukaryota; Metazoa; Chordata; Actinopteri; Cichliformes; Cichlidae
Product: serine/threonine-protein phosphatase 2A 55 kDa regulatory subunit B gamma isoform
Exons: 12
Coding region: 707-2065 (452 amino acids)
Biological process (GO): peptidyl-serine dephosphorylation
Cellular component (GO): cytosol; protein phosphatase type 2A complex
Molecular function (GO): protein binding; protein phosphatase regulator activity
Source: RefSeq, a predicted model, not a curated record
CCAAGCCUUGACAAAAGGCACCGUCUCUACAGACAGGAGAGAGACCCAAGGCCACACAGCCAGGUCCAGGGUCAGGCAGAGCAUGGAAGCAAGGAAAAGCUGGACUUUACAUUUACUGCAGCUAAACAAAACUGCUAGCACAGACUGCAGCAGAACGCAGGACCAGAAGGAUUUUCCUCCUCAUACUGGAACAGUCGAGAAACCAGUGGGACAGAGGGACAGUUAGCCAGUGAGGAGGAAAAAGACAUUAUUCAUAGAGGAUCCACUGAGGAGUACCUGGCUUUUAAGCUGCCAAAGUUUGCAUCUGGCUCUCAGAAGCACUUCUGUGGACUCCCAGGCGCAUCCAUCGCUCUUUCGGGGCUGCCCCACUCCCUCCGUACCUCCCCCUCAGCCUUACUUAAGUAUAGGAUGACAAGCUGUGCGCCCCUGUGCUGAGGAGGCGGGCAGCAGUAUGGGCACUGUGCUGAACGGCAUCCCCACCACCAUCCCCUCCGUCACCAAUCUGCCACCAUCACGCUGCCCCACCAAGACGGGCACUCCCCCAGGCCCCGCUGAUGGGCGAAGACACUGACUCCACCCCAACUCUCAACCACCGCGGCUUCCUCCCCGACCACAACUAUGUGACUGAAGGGCUGCUCCUGGCUAUAGCCUGAAGAGCUCCGCCCCAUCCUGUCCACCCCUCUCCACCCUGGAGUCCUCCCCCAGGAUGUUGAGCCCCAUCCAGGUCCUGUGCUCCGACAUCACUACCCUUUCUCUGGAGCCUGAGCCUUUUGCUUCUUACACUGAAGCUGAUAUCAUCUCCACUGUUGAGUUUAACCACACUGGAGAGCUCCUGGCCACGGGAGACAAAGGGGGCCGUGUGGUCAUCUUUCAGAGGGAACCUGAGAGCCAGACUGAGCCCUUCUCCCAGGGAGAGUACAAUGUCUACAGCACCUUUCAGAGCCAUGAGCCCGAAUUCGACUAUCUUAAGAGUCUGGAGAUUGAGGAGAAGAUCAAUAAGAUUCGAUGGCUGCCUCAGCAGAACGCUGCACACUUCCUGCUUUCCACCAAUGAUAAGACCAUUAAAUUGUGGAAGGUGAGUGAAAGAGACAAACGACCAGAAGGAUACAACCUGAAGGAUGAAGAGGGUCGAAUCAAGGAUAUCUCCACAGUCACCUCUCUACAGGUGCCGGUGUUGAAGCCCAUGGACCUGAUGGUGGAGGUAACUCCUCGGCGAGUCUUUGCCAAUGCCCACACCUACCACAUCAACUCCAUCUCUGUCAACUCUGACUAUGAGACCUACAUGUCAGCGGAUGACCUUAGAAUCAACCUUUGGCAUCUGGACAUCACUGACCGUAGCUUCAACAUUGUGGACAUCAAGCCAGCCAACAUGGAGGACCUGACAGAGGUGAUCACAGCGGCUGAGUUUCAUCCCCACCACUGUAACUUGUUUGUCUAUAGCAGCAGUAAAGGCACCCUGCGCCUCUGUGACAUGAGAGAAGCAGCACUAUGUGACAAGCACUCUAAAUUGUUUGAGGAGCCCGAGGACCCCAGCGCCCGCUCUUUCUUCUCCGAGAUUAUCUCCUCUGUGUCGGACGUCAAGUUCAGCCACAGCGGUCGAUACCUGCUAACCAGAGACUACCUGACUGCCAAAGUCUGGGAUCUCAACAUGGAGAGCAAGCCCCUAGAGACAUACCAGGUUCAUGAUUAUCUCCGCAGCAAGUUGUGCUCUCUCUACGAGAACGACUGCAUCUUUGACAAGUUUGAGUGUGCCUGGAACGGCUCCGACAGCGUUAUCAUGACCGGAGCCUAUAACAACUUCUUCCGCAUGUUCGACCGCAACACCAAACGCGACGUCACCCUGGAGGCGUCACGGGAGAGCAGCAAACCCAGGGCCGUGCUGAAGCCGCGGAGGGUCUGUGCCGCUGGAGGAAAACGCCGGAAGGAUGAUAUCAGUGUGGACAGCCUGGACUUCACCAAGAAGAUCCUCCAUACGGCUUGGCACCCAAACGAGAACAUCAUUGCCAUCGCUGCCACUAACAAUCUCUACAUCUUCCAGGACAAACUCAACUCCGAGAUGCAUUAGUGAAUGGAUGUCAGCGGCAAAUACAAAUGAGUUUACACCCAAAAACACAACUAUGCCAGAAUGUACACACUAUCAGACAUGCACACACACACACACUUUCACACAGCCAAGAGAUGCCUAAAACGCAUACCUACACACACAAUCAGAACUCAUACACAGCGUUUCACGUCCCUCCUUCACCUCCUCCUCAGCCUUCCAGAACUGAAAGGCCCUCGGCAGGGCUAGGAAGGGAACAGGCUGGAUUACACAACGGAUUAUGGAUUGCAAAAUUGUCUGAACAGUGGAUUUCCUGAUUGUUAGCCUCUGGAUUGAUGGUGUGUUGGUUGCUGCAGCUCGGCUUCCUGAGGGGAGGGAUCACACCCUCGGCCCCAGAGUGGAGAGACGUUUACAUGUUCGUCUUCUUCUUCUUUUUAAUUCUUCAUGCUCUUUUGCUUUUUUUCCACCUCCUCCUCCACCUCCUCUGCUCUCUGUAUUUGUGUGCUCAAGCAAAUCCUAUUCUUAUCCCUUGCCCACUGUUUUGUGUAACAAAAACCCUUUGUGGUUGUCUACCAGCCGCACUGAUGAGAAAUGGGGCAUUUAUAUAACUGGCUGUUUGUUUUCAGAUCAGAUCAUCAUUUCAGAUCAGCUUUCCCUCUUCUGUUUUUUGUAACUUCUUCUUAAAUGAUGAUGAUGGUAAUUAAUGAGGAUGAGGUAAAGUGAUUUGCGUGAUGUACGAGGAUGAACUUGGGACCCCACCCCCUUCUUCCUAAGCCCACCAGACGCCUCUGAGCUCUCCCUGAAUCAGGAGAGACGACCAAAAACUGGGCUGCGUUCAGCAACGUGAAACAGUUACAGUCCUGCAGAUAGAAGCAGAAGUUACCAGAUGAUACUAUACCACCAUGGCCUAACAUGAGGACACGCGCUCAUAUAUGGUCCACAGUGCAUUUCAGUAAUUCUUGUUUUCCCUGCUGAAACGUGUCCGAACGUCUCUGAUUUCUGCUUCUGGUCUGGGGCUGCUUUGUGUGCUACUCUGACAUUAAAUAUGUUAAACUCAGAUCAAGCAAAAAUAUUACUAAAAAGAAAAAAAAUCUAUAAAAUAAAUAAUUUCAGCAAUCAAAUGAUAAAUGCUGCAUGUCAAACAGAUUUAGCCUAGGUGUUUAUAAAUUGACUCACUGACUGGCUUGGCUGCCUUCGUAACCAUUUUAGAUCCAGCUUGUACAAAGGCUUCAGGGGCCCACUGGGGGGCCCUUUGCAGCACGAGUAACCAUAGAUGACCGAGCUCCCUUACCUUUAUUUAUGUCUUCGGACGCUGAAGCAUGUUUACCGGUGUUCGGUUCAUACACUUAACACGUACUUUUCGAAUGAAGCCGUCCACAAAAUCAGUUUCUGCUCAGUGAAACUGCAAACCGAGAAGAAUGGGGAAUGUUUGUGGUUACCAUUAAAAGAAAAAAGACAAAAAAAUCUAAGGGCCUAAAUGGUGUCUGUGUAUAUCAGCUCGGUUUUUGACAUGUAUGAGGUUUUGUUGUUUUUAAACAACCAUAAACGGACUGCAGACUUGAUCAUCGGUACUGAUGACUGCCUCCAAAGCUACAGCAAAGAGAUGGUACUUUAAUCUCUUCGGCCUUCCUCACUGAUAACUUUGCUGAUGUGUUUAUUUUUUAGAAAACAGCAAAUUCUUUUAUCUGUCCUUUUUUGUUCCUUUUGCUUUUUUCUGUCGGUUGUAGCCUACUCCACGUCCUUACCACACUAAGCCACAUAUUUUUGUGUUAAUGUAUGUUGAUGACAAAAUUGUCAAACGAACAGUUAUAAAUAAUGUUAAUAUGUUUUUUUUCUGAAUAAAGAUUUCAACGAAAUUGCA